Molecule: messenger RNA, 4684 nt
Organism: Oncorhynchus mykiss (rainbow trout)
Lineage: Eukaryota; Metazoa; Chordata; Actinopteri; Salmoniformes; Salmonidae
Product: calcium-activated potassium channel subunit beta-4-like
Biological process (GO): detection of calcium ion; potassium ion transport
Cellular component (GO): membrane; voltage-gated potassium channel complex
Molecular function (GO): potassium channel regulator activity; calcium-activated potassium channel activity
Source: RefSeq, a predicted model, not a curated record
UGUGUCCUAAAGCUUAAUGACGUAGGUCAUUAUUUGUGUUAUUGAACGUGUUAACAGUAACUAGCUUAGCCUAGUCUGUCAACAGGUGCACCCUGUAGUGAUGCGUCAAAACAAUACCGUCCAAUCAGCGUAAUGAAGUUGGUAACAUUGGUGUCAGCAGAAGAGACCUAUUUUUAACUGUAGAAAGCUCCUCGCCUCGGGCUAUAUAGGCUGGUCCUCAGACCUCUCGGCACCGCGAGCAGAGAGAGCGGGCUCCAUCUCUAAAGGGGCAAAAGUAGACCAGUUUGUCCACAGCGAAGUGAUGGAUGUCGGAGCCAGGGACGGCGAGGGACCGCUGCAGCGCAUCAUCUGAUCGCCAGUCAAGGGAGGGGCAUUCACUCCGAACCUAAUCCCAGAUGCAACAUCCAGCCUUUCAGCAAAAUCCACAUCUCUACGGACCGUUGUGAUAUGAAGUAGAUAUCACGCGCAUAAGAGCGAGGGGAGGAGAGGGGCAGGCACAGGCUGGACCGCAGCUGCCCCGCUUUCGCAAAGUUCUCCAUACAGAAGAGAGAGCGCGGAGGCCGGUUGAGUGAGAGGGACGUUUUCCUAGAGGCUGCCAGUGUUUGGGGCAACACAGCGCAGAGAGAGAGAGAGAAGCCCCUCUCCAGCUCUCCUCUCCGUCACUUUCGAGCUCUUUUCAGACCGAGGAGGAGCAUAAUGGCGAAAAUGAGGGUGUCAUACGAGUACUCGGAGGCGGAGGAUAAGAGUAUCCGACUAGGACUGUUCCUCAUCGUCUGUGGUAUCCUCUCCCUCUUUAUCCUCGGGUUCUGCUGGCUCAGUCCAACUCUACAGAGCAUGCAGAGCAAACCGGCCAACUGCACGGUGGUGUCCGUGCUCAGACCGGAGGAGAUGUUCGAGUGCGUGUUCACGUGCGGGGCGGACUGCAAGGGGACCUCGCUGUAUCCGUGUCUGCAGAUAUUCGUCAAUAAUUCCGAGUCGAACUCCGUGGCUCUGCUGCACUUUGAUGAACAGCAACUGGUGCUGAACCCAAAGUGCUCGUACGUUCCUCCAUGUGAGAGGGACAACCAGAAGAACAAGGACAACGUUCUGUGGUGGGAGGACUACUGGACUAAAGAGGUCAGCUCCCAAUCCUUCACCUGUUUCUUCAACCAGCAGAGAAGGCCUGACGACGUACUGUGGCGGCGCUCCCACGACGCCAGCGUCCUCCUCCACUGCGUCCUGUGGCCCAUGGUGAGCCUGCUGGUGGGUACCCUCAUCGUCCUUCUCACCGUGUGCGCCCGCAGCCUGGCCGUGCGCGCCGAGGCCAUCCAAAAGAGGAAGUGCUCGUACGAGCCGGCAGGCAACUCAGAGCAGGGCAAGACGCCGCCCAACACCAACACCGCCUCCUUCCGGACCCUGCCGAUGUUCGCUGUCCCUGUCCGACGCAGAGACCGGGAACAGGAACACUAGAUGGAUGGAUUGAUAGAUUGAUGAUGACUGUGGUCUCAGUGGUGGUUGUUGUGUGAUGAGGACCUCAUAGAAGCGGGGAAUGUUUGAACUUCCCUAUUAUGACUGUUCUGAACACUCUCAUUCCGCUGGACUGGACUCGAGGCUCAUGCACAAGAAAUGCUUGUCUGUCUUGUCUAUGUGUGUUUGUCUACUUGUGUAAGAGCCAUUUUGUCAGUUCAACUCUCAGCUGGUGAGGGCCUUUUCUAAUGCUCUGUGUAUUACAGUGCGUUGGUUAUGUCUAUGACUAAGCAAAAAUCCCAAAAGGACAAUGCCGCUUUCUGUCACUGGUCAUGUUUUGGACAGGUCUGUGUUACGUGUUGAGCCUCUGUGUCUCUGUGCUGAUUGUAAUGUUAUUUGUGUUUACUUCACUAGCCGAGCUCGGUCUCAAAGUUCAGAGUUCACUGACUUACAAACAGGAAAUGUCUGUUACCUUUGAACUCUCUUUAAAUAGACUCUUCAUUACAAACCCCUGGUCGUAUGAAAGGAGGGAUCGUGAGGGCUACCCGGCCAGGACCACCUGAGAAGAAUCUUCAACACCAGUUACACAAAAUGCCAGUGCUUUGUUCAGAGAGAAUGCGGUGAAAGGAAUUCUGGGAGAGUCCUUCUAAUCUCUGGGACGACAGAGCCAGUAGCAGACCUUGGUCUGAUCACCCCCAGCAUGAUGUACGGUCUUCUUCUCUAGGUGGUAUUAGGAAGUGUUUAAAUGCCUAUCUCACUGUUACUGUUCUUUAACACCCCGGGCCACGAUUUAAACAAAUCGCAACAAUGUGUAUAUUACUUUUAAAGGCAUAUUACGGUUUGUUUUAAUCCGGUUCCCCCUCUCUCUCCUCUCUGUACCACCUGCCUUUUACUAAACCUGUUUCUAACAAGGCUUCUUUAAGGCAUCUGUCCAACUACAGCCAACCCAACCGCCAUGGACGGAAUAUGUCUGUUGUUCAUUUUCAGUUGGUUGCCGCAGGACAUGUUUGAACCUAUUUGGUCCCGAUUCAAUAUGUAGACUGGGCCACGGACAGCUGGUCUGGGUUCAAUAUGUAGACUGGGCCAUGGACAGUUGGUCUGGGUUCAAUAUGUAGACUGGGCCACGGACAGCUGGUCUGGGUUCAAUAUGUAGACUGGGCCACGGACAGCUGGUCUGGGUUCAAUAUGUAGACUGGGCCACGGACAGUUGGUCUGGGUUCAAUAUGUAGACUGGGCCAUGGACAGUUGGUCUGGGUUCAAUAUGUAGACUGGGCCACGGACAGUUGGUCUGGGUUCAAUAUGUAGACUGGGCCACGGACAGUUGGUCUGGGUUAAAUAUGUAGACUGGGCCAUGGACAGUUGGUCUGGGUUCAAUAUGUAGACUGGGCCAGGGACAGUUGGUCUGGGUUCAAUAUGUAGACUGGGCCAUGGACAGUUGGUCUGGGUUCAAUAUGUAGACUGGGCCAGGGACAGUUGGUCUGGGUUCAAUAUGUAGACUGGGCCACGGACAGUUGGUCUGGGUUAAAUAUGUAGACUGGGCCACAGACAGUUGGUCUGGGUUCAAUAUGUAGACUGGGCCAUGGACAGUUGGUCUGGGUUCAAUAUGUAGACUGGGCCACGGACAGUUGGUCUGGGUUCGGGACAAAACCUGGGAUAGGUAGUUUGUCUGUGGUUGGAUAGAUGUGCAGAUGCCUUGACUGUAGCAACUUCCUCUGCAGUCUGUCUUCUGUCUUACCUUCUGUCAGUUAAUGGUUUUAGUUUUUUUCACGAUGCAAAUUGAAUGUGUUUUCUUACCACAGUAGCAGACUUUUGCAUCGUUUUGAAUAGUUUGUCGUCCGUAUGAGUUACCGCUCACCAAUUGGUUUGAAUAGUUUGUUGUCCGUAUGAGUUACCGCUCUCCGAUUGGUUUGAAUAGUUUGUCGUCCGUUUGUGUUACCGCUCUCCGAUUGGUUUGAAUAGUUAGUCGUCCGUAUGAGUUACUGCUCUCCAAUUGGUUUGAAUAGUUUGUUGUCCGUAUGAGUUACCGCUCUCCGAUUGGUUUGAAUAGUUUGUCGUCCGCAUGUGUUACCGCUCUCCGAUUGGUUUGAAUAGUUUGUCGUCCAUUUGUGUUACCGCUCUCCGAUUGGUUUGAAUAGUUUGUCGUCCGUUUGUGUUACCGCUCUCCGAUUGGUUUGAAUAGUUAGUCGUCCGUAUGAGUUACCGCUCUUCGAUUGGUUUGAAUAGUUUGUCGUCCGUAUGUGUUACCGCUCUCCGAUUGGUUUGAAUAGUUUGUCGUCCGUUUGUGUUACCGCUCUCUGAUUGGUUUGAAUAGUUUGUAGUCCGUAUGUGUUACCGCUCUCCGAUUGGUUUGAAUAGUUUGUCGUCCGUUUGUGUUACCGCUCUCCGAUUGGUUUGAAUAGUUUGUCGUCCGUUUGUGUUACCACUCUCCGAUUGGUUUGAAUAGUUUGUCGUCCGUUUGUGUUACCGCUCUCCGAUUGGUUUGAAUAGUUUGUCGUCCGUUUGUGUUACCGCUCUCCGAUUGGUUUGAAUAGUUUGUCGUCCGUUUGUGUUACCGCUCUCCGAUUGGUUUGAAUAGUUUGUCGUCCGUUUGUGUUACCGCUCUCCGAUUGGUUUGAAUAGUUUGUCGUCCGUUUGUGUUACCGCUCUCCGAUUGGUUUGAAUAGUUUGUCGUCCGUUUGUGUUACCGCUCUCCGAUUGGUUUGAACAGUUAGUAGUACAUCCAGUUAAUGUUUUCCAUCCGAUUGGAUAAGAGGAGAAUGUGAUCUGACUACAAAUCGUUACACCUACCUACCCUGCUCCAAGAAAAGGUUUGCUCUCGACUGCGUUAAUCGGACGUACAGGAGUAUUCACUUGUGCAUUUUCUACAACAGAAGUAGCUCAGACAUUGUUGUCCUUGGCUAAAAGAGGAAUGAUAUUUCAUACAUAAAGCCAUAUGCUGAACAUGUGAUUGCAGUAAGAGGCAGCUCCAGGGGAGGUUAUGUCCUCUUACAAUAGGAGCUGUAACAGUAGUACUAAACUAAUAUAUUUUGUGUUGGAAAGAGAAUGUUUUUUUAUAAAGCCAAUCUAUUUAAAACGCCUGCUGCAUAAUGAUGAGUAAUAGUGCCUGAUAGAUAUCUUUAAUAAAAAGAAUAAGAGUUAUUGUCUUAGUUAUUACUGCACCAUAUUCUUCUUCUUUCAUUAAUACAUCUUCUUCGGGAUCGGUGUCCCUUCCACGGGACGGUUGAGCUAACGUACUGUA